Molecule: messenger RNA, 591 nt
Organism: Alligator sinensis (Chinese alligator)
Lineage: Eukaryota; Metazoa; Chordata; Crocodylia; Alligatoridae
Gene: PFN1
Product: profilin 1
Exons: 2
Biological process (GO): positive regulation of actin filament bundle assembly; regulation of actin filament polymerization; actin cytoskeleton organization
Cellular component (GO): cytoplasm
Molecular function (GO): actin binding
Source: RefSeq, a predicted model, not a curated record
CCCCGCUUCCCCCUCCCACAGCCAGCUGAGGUGAAUGUGCUGGUGGGAUCAGACCGGGGGUCACUGCUGGUGAACGGGCUAACGCUGGGGGGGCAGAAGUGCUCCGUGAUCCGCGACAGUCUCUUGGUGGACGGUGAAUUCACCAUGGACCUGCGCACCAAGAGCCCCGACGGCCCCACCUUCAACGUCACUGUUGCCACCACCCACAAGACAAUUGUGCUAGUCAUGGGCAAGGAGGGCAUCCACGGCGGCUGCGUCAACAAGAAGUGCUAUGAGAUGGCCAAUCACCUGCGGCGGUCCCAAUAUUGAGCCUGGCCCCGCCUCUUGCACCCAUUGCUCCUCCCCCCCUGCGGUACUACUGAGGCCAGCACCCCUUUCCUUCCCCAGCACCUCGGGGGUGAAUCCCCCACCUACCUACCCCCCACCCUCAUGGCUGCCAAACCCACCCUGGGGUUCCCCCCACCCUGCCCAGGGGGACCCCCAGAGUCACCCAUUUUGGGGUUUUUCACCUUUUUUCUUACUGGCUUUUAAUUUUUGGUCUUUUUUUUUUUUUCUUUUUUUUUUUUUUUUUUUUUUUUUUUUUUUUUUUUU